AAAGAGUCAGACAUGGCUUAGCAACUGAACAACAAUAUCUAAAGGCAAAGCAAAGAAGAGCUUUUUUAGACAAAAGGAUUGGGCUAAAUACUAAUGCUCUGAAGUAGGCAUUUAGUCAUUAAGAGAUGCCUUAGCUAAAAUUUUUAUAUUUUCAAGUGUAUUGAGCAAAGCAGUUUCUCCAUCAGUCCUAUGUUCAGCAGUGGAUCAGAUAAAAAUCAUUUGUUGGAACUCAAUCUAUUCAUGGAUAUUUUAAUUAACAGUAGGAUGUUACUCCAUUAAUACCAGAGUUUACUAAUAUCUGAUUUUCUCUAGUCACUUUCUAAAUCAUAGGAUCUGCCUUCUAAUUGUGCAUAUCACUCUUUUUUUUUUUUUAAACGAAUCUUUACCAAAGUUUAGAGCUGGCACCAAGAAGGAAGUAUAACAAUAAUUUAGAAAUGCCACUAGAUAUGGCUAUUCUCAGGUCCUUUGCAGUUUUUUAUAGCCCUAGGAUGCCUUCCAGUUAAGCAGGUUAUAAAGUAGCCUACUCUCUGUAGUGGGAAUUUCCUAAAGUACACCUUUCUCUCCUCAGAAUCCAGGCCCCAUUAAUAUUAUUUUUAAAAUAUUUCCCUUAGGUAAUAAAAUAAGAGCCAUUUACUGUGCAUAAAACCCUAAUUUUCUUUAAGCCUCUUAAUAGGAACCAAGGUUACAUUCUGUGAGAAGCAGCUUUCUCAACCUUCAUCUGUAGGUUUGAAACCUCGAUAUUCUCGAAGCCCACACUUUCAUCCUAGAAAAGAUAUCAGAGCAGAGGAUUCAAUUUUUACUCCACCUUCUUCCACUGAUCUUGUUAAAGUAGAGUCUUGGAUAACUAUUUUAUCCAAUAAUAGAAAACAACUAGCACCAUGUGUGGUCUGGUAAAAAAUAUGAGGGAUUUUGAUGUGCCUAAGGUUAAAUGUUUUUGGUUUUUUUUAAGGGAGGUAAAAAAAUCUUAGUAGCCAGAACAUUGGAGGUACAGGAUAAAAUCAUGGUUUCCUUUAUUAAUUCACACACACCUAAAUAACACAGACUUAAAAUCUGUAACAAACAGAACAAAGGUUAUAUAUAUAGAACAAGUAUCUUGAUAAAGUUUGAAAAGUUUGGUCAUCAUCUGGCUCUUACCACAUGAUAAUGUCAUAUACAACCACUUAAAAACAUCUUUGGUGUUUGGAUUUUACAGUUUUAUUCCAGAUGUUUUAUAUUUUUUAGACACAGCAUGGCAUAUAUACAGAAUAUACAUAGGAACAAGUCAUUUGUUGCAAUAAGAUAAAUUCAAAAAUCUAUCUUAUUAGGGAGAUAAUAUCUAUAGAUGAUUCUAGCUUCCACAUUACUUUGUUUUCAUUAUAUUUAGGUUUGUUUAUAUUCUACUUAUAUUAAAUAUUUUUGAUAAGACAUUUCAAAUCCUAGGUUUACAUCAGAAAUUUUGCCAGAUAUUAAUAUAUAGACAAUUUGUAUAUAUAAUAUCUGGAAAUCUGUCAUAUGACCAUGUAUUUUAUAUCAAUUACUAUGGCCAAAGUUGACACUACUCUUAAAUAUACUUAAAGGUAUCUCCAUAUCUAGCUCUGGCCCUCUUUUUUUAUUCAUAUGGGAAGUGUAAGGGUUCUUAGAGCAUCUUAGCAAGUAUAAGCAUUCACUGCACAUAUCAUGUACAGUUCAACACAUUUUUCUUCUUUUAACACAGUGGCACUGUCAAUAUUCCUUUGUAUCUUUCAUUCAGGUCUUAGUUUGUGAGAUUUCUGGACUUUCAAAACAUUAACUUCGAUUAAGUAAAACUUAACCAUGACAUUAUUUUUCACCUUUUAAAUACAAAGCUUGAUUGUCUGCUUUUACAGAUUAGAAAAGUUUAUUAUUAAAAAAACACCACACUAAGUAGAACUUUUUAAAUUAAAAAAUGGCCAUGCCAACUUCUCUUUAAAUGCUGCCUGUUUAAUAUAUAUCCCAAUUUUCUUCUGCAAAAACAUAUUCUUUUCAAUAAUAAAGAAUAGAAAUUAUUACAUAAAUAAGUAAUAUUUAAACUGACUACAUGGAAAUUUAUUAUAGCAUUUAUUUAAAUUUGAUUGCACAAUGCUAGGAGUCUUAUUUUCUUCACUACUUAAAUUUUAUGUCCACUCAUAUAACUAGAGUUGGUUUGCACCUCUAUUAGGAAAGAGUAAGAAUUACAUAUUUUUUUAAUUAUAUAUUAAAACUUUCUUGUAAAAAAAACUUUCUUAUAAUAUUAGAAAGAAAACCCAGUUAUAACGAGUUAACUUUUUUUAACCCUGACUCAUGAAGAAUGAUGAACUACCAUUGAUGUAUAUAUUUUUGGAGUAUUUCACCAAAACGUUUCUGGGCUAAAAUAUUUAUCUUUAGGAAUAAAAUGUAAUAUAGCACAGUUAUAGAAUAAAUAAUAUAAAGAUAUUCUGACACACCCAAAGGCCAAUCCAUCUAUUGAGAAUAUUUUAUUUUUCUACAUUAAUUUUGAAAGUAGCAUGCUAUAUGUUAUGGUCCAAUGUUCUAUAAUUGGAGCCCUAAUCAAAAUAUGAUGAAACAAUCUAAUACUCCACUUGUCUGGUAUUUUCAGUAUACAUUUUAAUCCCAUAUUUAUAAUUCAUGCUUAUUAGGUAUACACCAGAGCAUUUUUUUCUAAAACUAAUAAAUUUCUAGAGUCCAAGAAUAAUUGCAUUUUGCUUCAAAAACAGAUUUACAUUGGUAUUUUUCUUAGGUAAUAUAUUAUAGGCAAAUGUUCUCUUUACCAAAAUGUUUUCAUGUAUUUCCACAGUGCAUUUACUAAAUUCUGUAAAGAUGACAUUACUUCAUCUUUCUCUUCAGAUAUAAAAUAAAGAAAAAAUGCAGGUAGUGUUAAAGUCAAUGUAUCCCUAAAAAAAAAAACCUGUUCCAUUUAAAUUGUGAUAUUUUCCUCUUAUUUUAUAGCUAAUAUAAAACAUAUGUUAUAUAUAUAAAUAUAUAUAUAGCUAUAUAUAUUAUAGCUAAUAUAAAACAUAAUAUAACAUAUCCAUGAUAGCAAAAGCAGCUUUAAUAACUAUGAGAUCAAUGUUUUAGCUUUUAAUUAUCUUUUUAUGUCAUUUUAGCUUUUUGUUAUAAUUGUUACAUGUUAUAUCACAUGUUUACAUGUUAUAAUUGUUACAAUUAGCUUUUUGUUAUAAGUCAUGAUAUAAAAAUGAACUAAGAUAAGACUAAACCUUAGCCUCAUAUAGUUCUGAAACAACCAAUGAUAGUACACAAAGGAAAUGUUUAAUUAAUAUAAAAAGUAUUACCUAAAAAAGCAUAUCUUUUUUUUUUGUUCUGGAGAAAAAAUCUAAAGGAUAGCAAUUUUAAAGUAUACAGUAACAAUUUGAGAUUAUUUUUAAUACUUUCAGUGUGUUUCUUGCUAGUCAUAUUUAAGAUCUUAGUUUUCAAAAUGUCUUAACUUUGGUACCAAAGAAAGCUACAGAAUAUCCACUUCUAUAACAUACUUUUAACAACACAUAAAAGAAACUCCCUAAAAUCCUUAUUAAUAUGCCUAUUAUGCAAACUAUGUUUUAAAAGAUACUAAUAGAUGUAAAUUUUUCCUACCCUAUAAAGUCAACCUUAGGAUUAUUUUAUUCAGGCAGGGAGAUUAUUUUAUCCAUAAGCUGAUUUUUAUGUGGACAUUUUAAUAAGAAAAAAGUUUAUUCUUUGAGGAUUAUUAACUAAUAGACUUUUAACUGGGUCAAUGUCAUCAUGAACGUUAAGAAUAUUUCUAUUAUAUUCAGCAAAAAACACUCCUUCCAAAUCUUAAAAUGGUAUGAACGUCCAACCAUCAAUUUUCAUGCAAUUAACCAUACGUAUUUUCAAACAAUUCAUUUUAUUUUAGUACUUAACAAUUUUCUUCUAUAAUACCAAAAUGGGCUUCUUAUACACUGUAACUUGAUUUAUUUAAUUACAUUCCAGUAAUGAGUUGUAAAAUGAAACUGAACUCAGGACUAAAAAGUUUCUCUUUGAAAAAAUUUAGGGAGUUUCCAUAGAAUAAUUUUUACAGAAAUUUAAAUAUGAAGAGUUAAUGCAAUAAUUUGAAUUUACCAGGACUGAAGAGUCUUUGCUGUAGGAAAGCCUUUGUAAAUUCCUUUAGUAAGUGAAUUUUAAUGGUAAUGUUAAGAAUGUAGAUUAUGUAGAUGAUGUAGGAUAUUUUUUUAUAAUAUUUCACUCUGAUACUAUUAGCAAGUCAUAAUCUACAAUGCAAAUACUGGGAAAGUACCCAUCAUGCCUUGCUAACUUGGGACUGCAUAGUUUGAAUUUAAAGAGUUUGGAAGAAAUUACUUAUAACAUAAAGAUGUAGAUGUUCCUAGCUUCCAUGUUAACAAGGACUUUAAUAUACAAUUUAGAUGAUAACCAAGAGACCUAUAUACACAUAGGUUUCAUCCUAAACUUCUUCAAGGUGUAACCCAUGUCCAACUUUAGCUACAUUUCAUUAAAAAAGUAAAAUAUGACAGUGUUCUUUAUGAAAUUCAUAAUAGAGUCUCUACAGAAUUUGUAGAAGUUAAAACACGUCUUGACUGUCAUAUGUGACAUAUGUCAGAUAUAGUUUACCAGGAGUUAUCCAAUAUGUGGCAUUUUAGCUAACAGGGUGGUAUUUGCUUUGGUAGUAACUGGAGUCAAGGGCAUUUAAUCUGGUUCCUGCAAGCUUGUUAGCAAAGAUGUCAUAAGAAUACAGUAAUAAAUGUUCAGUAAAGUCGUAGAACUUAAAUUGUUAGUAAGUAGAUGAGCCUUGUAAUAAGUUUGUUUGUAUUAAAACUGUAUGUAUGAAAUGAAAAAGUUUCAGUGUGACCUCAUAAAAUUCUCUGGCUUUAUUACUAUAAUAGUUAAUUCAAAUAAAAUUUGAAUAUUGCCAUGUUUUCAUGUUUAGAGAUAAAUGUAUAAAGUAUUAAUUAGUAAAAUGUUAUUUUUAAAUACUUGGAUUCAUGAAUUUAUGACAACAUACUUUCACUUAGAGAACUGUUGGAUUCAAAAAUUUGGAACACUUCUGAAAAUAAGAAAUAAUCUUAAGGAAAAAGAAAAAAGAGACUAUAAAGUUAUUAAAGUCUUUAACCAUUUACACCAAUACACAUAAGCAGCAUAUAUAAAGGAAACUAUUGAAAGCAAGAAAAGAAAUAUAUUUCAUUAUAAGGUAAGUAUUUUUCCUAGGUUUCUUUUUUGGCACUCAUAUGUUUGGCACUCAUAUGGCACUCAUAAUCUAGCUAUCAAGAACUAACUCCUCACCAUGAAACACUGAUUAAUGUAUUUCAAUUAAGUGUUCUUAUUUAGACUUCUCAUUUUCAGAUCUCUGGAUCUGAUUUUACUACUUCCUCUUCCUCACAAUACAAGGCUCCGUACACACUCCGGGAUUGUUGUGGUGUUGGUGUUAAGGAUGGGGCUGAGGCUCUGGCACUAAAACAAGUUUGAGUCUAGGCUCUCCUGUUUUAUAAGCUGUAUAAGUUUAGCUAAGUUACUUAACUUCUCUGGUGUCUCAAUUUCUUAUCAGUUAAACAGAGUUGAAAGAAUGCUUACUAGGGUUGAUGGAAAGAGUAAAUGAGAGAACACAAAUGAGGAACACAGAACUGGUGGUCCUCCCUUCACCUUCACUUACUAUUGAACUAACAGGAAAAUUGGUAAAAGUAUGGCCAUGGGAUUGUUCUCUUUUAAUAAUCUAGAAAGGACUCAUUGAACAGGUAUAUUUGUUGGCAUUUCUACUCAAAAAGCAAGUGAAUAACAAUUUUCACAGAAGCAUGCAUGGAAAAAGACAAGGUUUUAAGAGUAACAAAAACCUUACCUGCUAUAAUGUUUUCAUUUUUUUCUACCCUUAGAAGUGAUGAUACAGUAAGUGGUGAGCAUUAAAGACUGAAAUGCUAACAUCUAGUAUAAGUUAUUUUACUUUCUCAUUGCCUAGUUUCUCUGAACUCACAAAUGGCAGUUUAAUUUCUUUCCAAAUUGGAACAUUUCUUGUCAUCUUCAAUUUUAACUUUUUAUAUUUUGAGGCUGUUAGAUUAUACAAGUUUAAUUGUUAUAACUUAUUGGUAUAUUGUUCCUUUUAUAUUCAGUCUCACUUCAUCUUUAGUAAUGAUUAUCCCCUCAAAAUAGAUUGUCUACUAUUAUGAUGCCAGCUUUUUUUUGGUUAAUUUAUGCCUCUUCAUGUCUUAUUUUCUGUUAUGUUUAAGUAUAUACCUUUUAACUACAUAUAGCUAACUUUUUAAAUUUAAGCUUCAAUACUGCUUCCUUUUGACAGAAAUUCCAUCCUAUGAUGUUUUAAUUACUGAUAUAUUUGUAUUUAUUUCUGCCAUGCCAUUAUGGGUUUUCUUUUACCAUAUUUUUCAUUUUUCUUUGCUCUUUUUUUCACCUUCCUGUCUUCUGUUGAAUUGAGUUCUUUAACAUUUCAUCUUGCUAAGAAGAAAUACAUUCCAGUUGUGUUAUUUUAGUGAUUAACCAAAUUAUGUAACAUGCUUGUUAACUUUUAUUUGUAAUAUUUGUAGCCUUUUAACCAGUAGACAUUUCUAGAUUAGUUCAAAGGAAGUCAAACUACUGACACUAUCAUAUUUAAUGUGUUCCAAAGUAAAAGUUAUUAUCCUUUUAAAAUAUUUUAAUUAGGAAAAAUGUGUAAUUAGUCACACUUUUAUUGACUGUAUUAAGAGAAUAAAACAAUGAUUCAUAUCUGUAUCAAUCAUAAACUAGUUCUUGAAGGUUCACCUCCUGUUCAAUCCCAUAAACCAGUGACUGUCAACCAAUGAGGGGGUAUACGUACCUUGAGAGUGGUAGCAUAGAGGUUAGUACCAUUUUACCCAUACCAUACACGAAGAUAACUGGCAUCAUCCACUUCCAGUUAUUCCUAGAGCUGUCCCUUCAGCUUACCUAAGUGAGUCUUCUAGGCCCUCUGCAAAUGUUUCAUCCAAAAAUCCUUAAUGAUGUGAAGGCAGAUCUCAUCUCUCCUUGGAGUUAUUUUCUUCUUGCAGAUCAUACAUUUGGUUUCCUGAAACAUCCUGACAUUUCAUACCAUCAUUUUCUUAAGUAAGGAGCUGUGGACUUAUGGCUUGGAGAGAUCCCUAAAUCCAGUUUGAGAUUCCUGGAGCAUUGAUCAUUUCCUCCUUUCACCAUCACCUUCAACAAACGCAACAGAACAGAUCUGAAUAAGCUUAAACAACAGAGUUUGCUGGUCUCCCUCCCCUAUCCUGCAAUUUAAUUCCUUACAGAUUUUGCCAUGGGGUGCGGACUUAGAAAGCUAGAAGACCCUGAUGAUAGCAGCCCUGGAAAAAUAUUUUCUACCCUGAAGAGACCGCAAGUGGAAACAAAGACAGAAUUUGCUUACGAAUAUGUAUUGCUGGACUUUACAUUACAAGCUUCACCAAACCCAGAAGUCAUCAAGAUAAAUUCCAUUCUUGAUAUAGUGACAGAAGUGGAAGACUACUAUCUUAAAGGAUAUAUUGUUGGAGCUAUUCAUCCUGUUAUACAACCUGUGGGGCAGCAAAAACACUUGCCUGCAAGUUACCUAUACAGGGUGGUGCUGUCGCGCUUGAAAUUAAGCACGAAGCAUUCGACAGCACCCAGUGGACAAAGACGCCCAAGGCUUGUGAUUGAGGAAUGUCCUCUAACUUAUGAGACACAAACAAAUGACGUAACAAAAGAACUGAUAGAAAAGGUUAAUGUAGCUGCUAAAAGAGGAAUGAGAUUUGUUGGAUUCAUAUCACAGCACUCCCCAUCACUUAAAUUCUGCAAUGGAACCAACCAUGAUGGAGACAUUGAAUCAACACUGCAUGUGAGACACAGUCCAGAGGAAAACUGUAAAAUCUGGAGUGAAGGAACAUUAAGUGGGCAGUCAUCUGAAAGUGGAAUCGAGGAAGAACUACAUCAUGAAAGCGGACAUUGUCAAAUGGAACGAGAUGGCAGCCCCAGUUUCUCUAGAUCAAGAAAAGAAGAUAACAAGUUGUAUACAGUCUUCAAUGUUUUUGAUGAUGAAUCAACCUCCUGGAACUAUCAGGAAGGCAUCCUGUCAAUGAAAGUAACAAGAAAAGGCUCUGUCAUUAGUACACUUGAUGCUGAUUGGCUGGAGUUAACUACAUUUUAUUAUAAACAAGGCUUGUCUUUAAUUGAUUCUUUUGUAUGCUGGGAAACAUCUAAAGGGGAUCACUUGUCAAAAUCUUUGGAAGGAUUCUUUAUCUAUGAAGAAGAAGGCUCUGGAGUACCAGGUUUCAGCAGGAAAGGAAAUGAUGCCAUCGUAGUAGAACAAUGGACAGUUAUUGAGGGCUGUGAAAUCAAGACAGAUUACGGUCCUCUGCUGCACACUCUGGCUGAGUUUGGAUGGCUCCUGACAAGCGUGCUGCCUACGCCUAUACUGAGACACGACAGUGAGGGGAAUUUGGCUACAAAGCAGGUUGUAUUCCUUCAGAGACCAGUUAUGUGGAAUUCAGCUGCUCAAACACCAGAAAGGAAAGGCAGCCGGCACGUGAAAAGUGAAGACAGGAGUAAAGCCCCAAGCAGGAGCGUCAGCUUGGACACAGACCUGUUACAGCCCGCAGAGAGCAGAAGCCCGCCUGAGGACUGCCUACUCGCCCCUUCUAGGGAAUGCUGGAUGAAGGAGAAGAGGCCAGCCCAGCCCAGCAGCUUCUCUGGCAGCAAUAGUGACAGCGUCCUGCGGGAACUAGAUGAUGGACAGUUUGACCAGGAAGACGGAGUAACUCAGGUCACUUGUAUGUGAGCAAAGAAGGAAAGCAACAGACAUUCUGUAAAUAAUUAUUAAAGUAAUUCCCAAGUUACUUAACUGUAUUACUUUACCUGCAUUUAUGGGAUCCUUUGAAUCUUUCCAGACUCAGGCUUUCCUCUAAUCUACGUAAACUUAGGCUCAACCUCCCAGGCAAGGAAGAGUAACCGAGAUAUUUGUAAAUUUAGAAGCUUGUUUCACAGUUUUCUCAACUAAAACAUCUGUUUAAACAGAUGCCUCAUUAAGAUAUCAACCAAUAAUGUACUUAUGAUGUUUCUCAUGAAUAUGCAAAGUAUAUUUUUCUUACAAUUGCUGGUAAGACAAGUAAAUAUCUCAAUCAGUAUUUUUACCUAAUUAGAAAAUUCUCAGGAAGUUAGAGUCUUACUUAAGCUGAAAAUUUUCUCUUUCCCUCUCUCUCACGCACAUAUAAAGGGCUAAAUAAUAAAAUACCUAUUUCCUGAAUAUAACAAUUAAUCCAAGUUUUGUCUUUAAGUAUGGCAUGUAUUUACAAAGCAAAUCCUUAUUUGUUAAAAUAUCCUUGAAAAAAAACUUUUUUUUUAUGUCUUUGGUUUUAAAGGGUCACCAUGUUACCAACAUUGUACUGAUUCAUCACACUUAACCUUUCUUGCAUCUAAUAGUCUAGAAAUAGAGUGAAGCAUCAUCCCUUAAAAUUCAAUAUGAAAAGAACUCACAAUGUCCAUGUUUAAAAACCUUAGUAGACAGAAUUAAUUCUUUUUUUUUUUAUUUUAAAUAAUCUGAAAAGGGAAACACCAAUUUUAAAUGAAAACUGAAGCAUUUUACAUCUGUCUAGAUGUAAAUUAUGCUUUUAUUUUGAUUGCUAAAGCAUGAAGAAUGUGGAAACCCAGAAUUUUCUGUCCUACAGGAGUAAAGAGGUGCUCACAACAUAUGUGAUAUGUAUGGUGACCUAUUUGUUCCAUCUCUGCUUUUUUUCCUCUGCUAGCAGGGGAGCCUUUGCCUUGCCAAACCUUUAACAGGUAAAGAUUAAAAUUUCACAAAAUAGAAGAAUUUCAUUUUAUCUAUGAAAGACUUUGAAAUGUGGGAAACUUCAAAUGAAUUACAACUGUGCUGUUGAUGAGUUCGGCCUAUUAUAUAUUUUUAUUAGCAUUGGUGUUGACAUUAUAAGCUCAUUUGAAUAACAAAAUGUCAUUUGUUAUUGGGCUAUUGUCUUACUGAACACUAAUGCUCAUAAUAUGUUUUACAUAUAUGACAGGUAUGUAUUACAUGUUAUCAAAUAUAUCGUGUAACUGAUCGCCAUGAAUUGAUGGUAAGAUUGACGUGCAAUUAUUCCGCUUCUACCAUGCGCAAGCAUUACCUUGGUAUGUGUAAAGGAAUGUAGAAUAUUCUGCUCAGUACUCUUCUGUGGAAAUAGCUACCAUCACUGUUUGCAGAAAUGUUUUUUGUUUUGACUUUUAGAGAACCUGAGUUCCAUAUUUAAGAGUUGGUGAAUUUUUGGUAGAAAUAAAUACUGCUACUGAAGCCCACAAAAUGCCGUGAGUUAUGAAACACAGGUAAUAAACUCAGAAAAAUGGGACUGUUUUUCCCAAAGGCAGGGUUUACAACAGGCAGAGAUUCUGGUAUAUAUUCUGUCAAUAUACAGAAGGAAUUUGAUGUAUUAAAGACAGAGCUAGAAAUUUAUAUUGACUAAAGAAAAACUCAGAAAUCUUGCUUUUAAUUUUUUUUAAAUUUGCAUAAGAAUGUUUUCUUUUCAGUUUGUUUUUAAUGUUAUUUCUUAUUUUUUUAAAAAAAACCUUUUAUUAGAAUAGACUUAGUAGUUGUACCCUCAAAGCCCAUUUUAUAAGCAUUUACUCCAGUAUUCACCCAUAAGUUAUGUGACAAAUUUGUAUGAUAGUGAAUAAAUAAUUACCAGGUGGUUCUAGAGCAUUAUAUAUAAGUAA
Messenger RNA from Odocoileus virginianus texanus, 10608 nucleotides. RefSeq names its product raftlin family member 2 (gene RFTN2). NCBI's taxonomy places the organism in Eukaryota, Metazoa, Chordata, Mammalia, Artiodactyla, Cervidae. The record is from RefSeq and is a predicted model, not a curated record.